AUGGCCGAUAAUGUCAUAAGGAAAGCCUGCGAUCGCUGUCACUCCCAGAAGUUGAGCUGCAAGCGCGUCGGCGACGAAGCCUGCGAACGCUGUGUCAGACUGCACGCCGAGUGCAAGUCCAGUCCAUCUCUGCGGUAUAAGAAGCAGCAUCAGCACCAGCACCCGCAACAACAUCAGCAGCAGCAGCAGCAGCAACACCAGCACCAAGCCCAACAGAAACAACACACGCAGCAUCACAAUCAGCACCAGCAUCAGCCGCAACAACACCAGCAACAGACACAGCAACAGCACCUGCAGAGCCAACAACAUCCGUCAACUUCUGUGGUAGGCGGACAGGCAACGUUGGUGGGCCGGCGAUCGCCAAAGCGGCGAAGAACGGGAAGUGACCUGGACCUACUCCAGCCUGAAGGAGCGCAAAUACACCCGCCGUCAGGGGACAUCACAACCAGCUGUCAGUCUGUCGUUGGAUCCGAGGCUGGACUCGAGCUUGGAGACUUCAACUUCAACUUUGAGCAGCUGGCCUUUUUGACGCCGCCGCAGACGGACCCCCUAGCCGUGCUUCCGGGCCCCGUGGACGCAUUCCAGAACCCCUCCCCUUUUGCAGAACCGUGGGAGCAGCAGCUUGCCUCGUCUGCCGACCCUUUUCAGCAAAUCGCACCGUCAGCCUUUACCCCUGCCAGCGGAGCGCAGUUUCACCGCAUCGUUCCCACGUUUGCGCCGAGGAGACGGCCCUGCGCCAGCGAGCACGGAACGUCCGACCGGCGGCAGCGGCAGCGGCCAAGACACAGGGCGAGGCAGAUCGCUCUGAGGCACGUCGCGCACGCGUCGAACCAGGGACGAGAGACGUCGAGAACGCAUUGGAUGGCGCAACUAACCGACAUCAACUCCCGCCUGUUGGACCUCGCGUCCAUCCUGCCCAAGCAGCAGGGGCCGCUGGCCAACGGACGAGCGGGCGACGACAGCAGCGGGUUCCCCAUCGACGAGAUGUUCAAGCUCACGCGCGGCGUCGCCGACAUACUCGACCGGUUCCCGGCGACUAGCUCCGGCAAGGAGCACAACACGCUGGAGGGCGCGGACCCCGGCAGCGCCAUGUUUGUCCUCUCCACGUACGUGCGCCUGCUCGACAUGUACCAGCGUGUCUUCACCAUGGUGAAGAACGAGCUCGCGCAGGCGGACCAGGGCGCCGCGUUCAAGCACUGGAAGCUUCCCGACGUGACGGUCGGCUCCUUUGCCGUCGAGUCGUCCCCGUCGCUGCAAAUGUCGCUCACCAUCCAGCUCGCCGAGGAGUUCCUGGUGCGCCUCCGUAACGCGACGGCCGCACUGGACCCGGCUUUGAGGGGCGCCGAGGAGCAGCUCGCCGGCGGAGGUAGCGGCUCUGGCGGCGACGCCAACUCCAUGUUCUCCGAGGUCGUCGACGUCUCGUACUGCGCCGUGAGAGCCAAGGAGGAGAAGCUGGGGCGGCAUCUGGCGCAGCUGCGCGACGAGAUUGAGGCCUUUUUGGACGGAUAA
This is a messenger RNA of Purpureocillium lilacinum, 1509 nucleotides long. Its product is annotated as transcriptional activator flo8. The record is from RefSeq and is a predicted model, not a curated record. NCBI's taxonomy places the organism in Eukaryota, Fungi, Ascomycota, Sordariomycetes, Hypocreales, Ophiocordycipitaceae. Gene Ontology annotation, biological process: regulation of DNA-templated transcription. Gene Ontology annotation, molecular function: DNA-binding transcription factor activity, RNA polymerase II-specific; zinc ion binding.